GGGUUCAUGGUGUUGACGGUUUGGACUCUGUGCCUGUGCUCACAUUCUUUCUCUGUGUCUGGACUCUUGUGCUCGUUUUUCUGUUGUAUACUCUGUGGUGUUGUGUAAUUUUCUUUCGUGCAAGGCUGACAUUACAACGAGCACAUUUUGGGAAGCUUCAAAAUGCAGAUCUUCGUGAAAACCCUCACGGGCAAGACCAUUACACUCGAGGUGGAAGCCUCUGACACUAUAGAAAAUGUGAAGGCUAAGAUCCAGGAUAAGGAAGGUAUCCCACCAGACCAGCAGCGAUUGAUCUUUGCCGGUAAACAAUUGGAGGAUGGACGCACCCUGUCUGACUAUAACAUUCAAAAGGAAUCUACCCUGCAUCUAGUCCUCAGACUACGUGGAGGUACUAUUGAGCCCUCUCUCAGGAUUUUGGCCAUGAAAUAUAACUGCGAUAAAAUGAUUUGCCGCAAAUGCUAUGCACGUCUUCACCCUCGUGCUACCAACUGCCGCAAGACCAAGUGCGGACACACCAACAAUCUGCGCCCCAAGAAGAAGAUCAAGGACUAAUUUCAUUUAUUACAGAAAGCUACUUGCUUAUGCAAUUAAUGUUAAAUUUAAAAAUUAAACAAUAAAAAGUGUAAAACUUGCAAA
Pararge aegeria (speckled wood butterfly) is the source of this 636-nucleotide messenger RNA. RefSeq names its product ubiquitin-60S ribosomal protein L40 (gene RpL40). Lineage: Eukaryota; Metazoa; Arthropoda; Insecta; Lepidoptera; Nymphalidae. The coding region runs from base 163 to 552 and encodes 129 amino acids. Gene Ontology annotation, biological process: translation; protein ubiquitination; modification-dependent protein catabolic process. Gene Ontology annotation, molecular function: structural constituent of ribosome; protein tag activity; ubiquitin protein ligase binding. Gene Ontology annotation, cellular component: ribosome; nucleus; cytoplasm. The record is from RefSeq and is a predicted model, not a curated record. The transcript is spliced from 3 exons.